Penaeus monodon (black tiger shrimp) is the source of this 1046-nucleotide messenger RNA. RefSeq lists its product as uncharacterized. NCBI's taxonomy places the organism in Eukaryota, Metazoa, Arthropoda, Malacostraca, Decapoda, Penaeidae. The record is from RefSeq and is a predicted model, not a curated record. The transcript is spliced from 5 exons. Bases 283 to 606 code for a protein of 107 amino acids.
UAUUGUCAGACAUAUAAACGUGCAUUCACAUAUGCACAUGUGCACACACAUACACUCAUCUAUGUUCUGAUUUCUUUUCUUUUUAGAAAAUUAAAUUAGGAAUAUUUUUUCUCAUCUUUACAGUGUCAAGGAAAGACCCAAAGACUUCCAGGAAAGACUCAAGAGAUUUGAGAACUUUCAACAAAGAAAACUGUGAUUAUGAAGAUGACGAUUACGUGAUUCCAAGUAAAUCUGACGUCAGGAAAGAGGAAAGGAGACCAAGGAACAGAGAAGGCCGUGAUUAUGGCAACGACGAGGCCUACCGGAUUCAAAGCAAACAAGUCAUCAGGGAAAGCAAUACAGAGGAAAGGAGAGAGCCAAGGGCCAUCAACAGAAAAGACCAUGAUUAUAAGAAAGCCGACCGGACUCGAAGUGAACAAGAUGUCGGGAAAAGGAAUGCAGAGGAAAGGAGAGAGACAAGGACCAUCAACAGAGAAGACCGUGAUUAUGACAAAGCCCCCCGGAUUCGAAGUAAACAAGAUACCGGGAAAAGGAAUACAGGUUAGUCCUGUUAUCAUUUGUUAUCAUGUUAUACCAUUAUUUUCAAGUAUAAGUAUAGCUAUGUAGAUAUAAACCACACCAUUGUGUACUGAUAGUGUGAAUAAGUUGGAAAGGUAAUAUCAAAUCAAAGAUAAACAAAAAAUUAAUGUAUAUUUCUAUAGUGCUUCAGUAAGAAUUACCGUUAUUUUAUCCAAAACGUCUGCCAAGCCAAAUCAAGAAAAUAUAUAACAAUCCUGUCUUAGCUAAGAUUUCAGAUACUAGAUAUAAAUAAGUAGAUUAAUAUUAUAUAAAUUAAUAUGAGAUAUAAAAUCAGGAAGAUCGUUUUUCAAAGAAAACAAGAUGUAGUCCUCUGUUUAUAAAUAAAAACACCUCGAAAGGCCGUUCGGUGGCGAACGAAACGUUCACUCAGCCGUUAGUUUAACAUGCUGUUCGAUAUCUACACAGGACGCUCUCUCUCUCUCAACCUCCCAGGAAAAAUAAAAAUAAUGAUAAAUUGAUAAGUGAUA